Molecule: messenger RNA, 2916 nt
Organism: Blastomyces gilchristii SLH14081
Lineage: Eukaryota; Fungi; Ascomycota; Eurotiomycetes; Onygenales; Ajellomycetaceae
Exons: 4
Coding region: 838-2418 (526 amino acids)
Cellular component (GO): nucleus
Source: RefSeq, a predicted model, not a curated record
GUUCUUCCAUGGUUGGGGACUGGAGGACCUCAAUUCCUCACUCCGCCAGUUGACACGGUGGCUGCAACGUCACCGAAUCUAAAUUAUCACCAAACAGCCUGGGGUAAUUCCUAGACAGAAUAGCGCUGAAGUGCUCAAUUGUUCAGUGAGCCAAUAACCUAGCAAUGGAAGAUCAUUGGUGGAUAUUCUGUCGAAAACUUGGUUUAACUAAGGUGAAUAGAACUUACAUCAUCAUAUCAAGAAGUCUGAAAUGAGGGAGAUAUCAACAUGAAGUCAAGGGUUGCCCGAUUGUCCCGAUUUCAGCUCACACAGUUGUAUCAAGAGACCGAAACGUGAUAAUGUGGCUGGCUCUUCAUUUUUCUGGUUAGAUGGCACAGUGAGGGGGAUUUGCAAGAGCAGGGAAGCUCCCGUCAAUUGAAGCAUCUAGGGAUGCCCUUAUUCCUGCAUCAGGGCCUGGAUACAUGAAGCUCUGCCAUCAUACAUUCGGGCGACUAGACGCUUGAACAAGUGCCCCAUGAGCAUUUAAAGUGUGGACAGCAGCCUAAUUAAGUUGACGUCAGACCUUCCCAAUGCGGUAGUAAUGAAUAGUUAUACGCGUUCAUUUCCACGUGACAGCGCAGGCGCGACCGCGCGUUAAUUUUGUUGCCGCCAUCAUAUUAUAUUACUGGAGGUCUUUACUAGGAGCAGCAGCGUGCUCUUGCGUAUGAACCCACCAGCUGUGAACAACGAUCUUUAGGCACCUUUCCGUCAUUUUUGUAUGCGCCCAGCCCUCCAAAGUGAGGGCAUAGCAAAACAAACGCAUAUGACCUUCACCUCAGUCCAGAAAGCUUUCUCAUCAUGCCUCCGUCAGCACAGCCAGCUAGAAAACGCAAUGUCAAAAGACAAACCCGCUUAACUUUCACUCCUUUGGCAACUUCCUCUCCCGGGGGUGGUGAGCGAAGUCCUGGGAGUGACAGAGUCGCAACCAUGCGAUAUAAAAACGGCUUCAGUUCUCCUAGUUCGAGCAGUCCGAUUAAGCGAAAGAAAGAGCCGAUUUCGAAACUUUUCCUAUCAAGCGAACGAGAGGACAUAUCAUCAGAUGAAGAAUCCAUUCGCGCGCCUUCUUCGAGCCGUAGGCAACUGAAGCGAUUGGUUGUCGAAGAUCUUGAUGAAGAUGAAGAUGAUGGGGAAGAGUCUGAAGAUAUUAUCUACUCAUCUCCUGCAAAACGAAGGAGGCUAAAUUUGCAAUCUAAAGCUUCAAAAGAUGAGACUCCGCGUAACCGUGCUGAGCGAGAUAAACUAGAUCUAGAAGAGGAUCUAGAAGACCUUCGCGAUUCGGCCACGACGAAGACAAGAACUCGAGGGAGAAUAGCGGAUAAAGCUAGGCUAAAGCGGCAAACCCAGCUGGAGGCCCUAAAGCGUCGAAGAGGGGGAAAUCGCGAAGUCGGAUCUAUGAAGUCAUCGGGAGAAGAAUCCAACGCAGAACAAAAUGAAAAUUCAUCGUCAUCGGAAGAUGAGGGGGAUGAGGAGGAAGAGGAGGAUGCAUGGAUUAAUCUAGAUGAGGACAGUGACAUCGAACCACAUCUACCAGAGGACCUUGACAAAUAUGAAGAUGAUUUCGUCGACCAAGACGAGGAUGGAACAUUAGGUGCUCCAGAUGAACUCAAUGACAUCCCCUUCGAAUUUACAAGACAUCGAUACAAGCGUUUAAGAGACCAUUUCAAGGACGUCGUUGAGUGGAUGGUGCAUAACAAACUAAACCCUGCCUUUCCCCGUGACGAUGUUGUCUAUCCCGUCGCGUUCAGCAAAGUAAAUGACGAGGUAAUGGGUCUAGCGGGGUCACAACUUAUCUCUUCAGCCUGGAACAGAGACUUUAGAAAGGCUCUUGAAGCUAGACCACGCAUCGAUAUCUCGCUAUAUCCCAUUUCGAUGGGCCACUCAUGCGACGCUUGCAAUAAGACGAAUCACCCCGCUUCGUUUGAUAUCAAAUUUGAUGGAAAGCCCUACCUCUUUGAGACACUGGAACCUAUAUCUGAUGAUGAUGAUGACGAUGAUGACGAGAACGACAGUGAUGAGCAAAACGACGAUGAGAGCGGUGAUCGCGAACGUGGGAAUAUUGAUCGCGAAGGCAACAAGAUCCCAGAUGCAAACGCGCAUUUUUACUUGGGAAGGCACUGCAAAACCAAAGCCCAGAUGGCCCACACGCUCAUCCAUUGGCGCUACGAUCUCAACGAAUGGGUCAUAGACUACCUGCGACGCAAGGGUAUAUUUUCCGACACUAAGGUCCUAGAACGCGAGCACUGGAGCCAAAAACGACGCUCAAAGUAUGCCAACCAGGUCGUGGAUGAUAUGGAAGAAGGUGGGGAAAUUAACCGUCUGUGGAGGGAUUUCAAUACAAAUUUGAAGGCAGCGAGAGAGGCGAAGGAAUCUCGAUGGUGAAUAUCUGUUUCGUGCUUGAUUUUCCACGUAUUUUUUCAUCAACGUACCUGUGGAGCCUCUACGCAAACCAAGUUAAAACAUGAGCCAGUCAAUCUAAAGUCAACAGAAUUCAGCUUUAGAGGAUUCGGUCUCCUUCUCUCAGAUGAACCAUUUUGUGCAAUGUUGGAAGCACUUCAUUUCAUUCCACUCAAUCAAUCAACCAAUCAAUCAAUCAACUCAGUCAAAUACUCAGAGGCAAAUCUAUCUUAGUAAACAUGCCUCUAUGCAUACCGCGUACAAUCGAAAUGUGUAAUGGUUUAAAAUGAGCAUCAAAAUGCCCUUACUUACUAUAUUGAAUUGACUGUGUAAACGGCCCGGUGGACCUGUGAAUUGCCUUUUUGAAACUAGUUUUGCUUGUUUAGGUUGGGUUGGCGCCUCAAUUUCAUUUCCAUUUUUCCAUUUUUUCAUUCUCCUCUUUUUCAUUUUUUCCAUUUUUUUCCAUUUUUUUCCAUUGUUUUU